UUUAAAUAAGGGUUGUAAUUCUCCCACCCUCUCUCUUCCAUCAACUUCCUUUGAACGAAACCUUACGCUUCUUCCCCUUUCACUCUCAGAGCUCGUUGUUGCAGAAACCCUAAUCUCUCUCUCUCGUUAGCAACCAUGUCUGCAGCUCUCGAUAUGACCCUCGACGACAUAAUCAAGAACAACAAAAAAUCUGGAUCCGGAAACUCGCGUGGCCGCGGCGCCCGAACCUCCAGAUCGGGACCUGGACCUUCUCGCCGCUUCUCUAACCGAGCCGCCAACCGCGCCGCUCCUUAUUCCACCGCUAAGGCGCCGGAGGCCACGUGGCAGCACGAUAUGUAUGCAGAUCAGCACGUGGCUGUGGGGGGAUACCCUGCUCAAGGAGGCCGUGCGCCUUCCAUUGAGACUGGGACCAAACUUUACAUUUCGAACUUGGAUUUUGGAGUUUCCAACGAUGAUAUCAAGGAAUUGUUUUCUGAAGUUGGUGACAUGAAACGGCACGGGGUUCAUUAUGACAGAAGUGGCAGAUCGAAGGGUACGGCUGAAGUAGUAUUUUCACGACGAUCUGAUGCCGUGGCUGCUGUAAAAAGGUACAACAAUGUUCAGCUAGAUGGGAAACCAAUGAAGAUAGAGAUUGUGGGAACCAACAUUGCUACACCUGGUGUGGCUCCUGCCACAAAUGGAGCUAUUGGAAACUUUAAUGGAGUUCCUCGAAGUGGACAAGGAAGAGGUGGUGCAUUAAGAAGGCCAGGAGGAAGAGGACAAGGCAUUCGAAGGGAUCGAGGACGUGGAAGAGGUCGUGGUGGAGGAGGUCGUGGCGAAAAGGUAUCCGCAGAAGAUCUUGAUGCUGAUUUGGAGAAGUAUCAUUCAGAGGCAAUGCAAACUGAAUGAGUUACCCAUAUUAUAUUUUCUUGCUGUUACAUCUAUGGUUAUUAGGGGCUUGGUGAUGGAACACCAUGUGUAUUAUGUAUGUUGCAGCCCUACCUUUUAGGGAAAGGGAAUGGAUUUCUUGAGUGAAAACUUUUAGACUUGUCACAUGGAGUUUGGGCUUCUGUUGUCUAUUAUUCAUUUUGUUGGGUAUGAAAUGUGGAUUAAGAAUCAGAAGUCAGCAUAUAAUAUGCAGUCAAGCUUGCUUUCAUUGGCUUUAAUUUGUUUUAA
Messenger RNA from Cajanus cajan (pigeon pea), 1155 nucleotides. Its product is annotated as RNA-binding (RRM/RBD/RNP motifs) family protein. The record is from RefSeq and is a predicted model, not a curated record. Gene Ontology annotation, molecular function: mRNA binding. Gene Ontology annotation, cellular component: nucleus. NCBI's taxonomy places the organism in Eukaryota, Viridiplantae, Streptophyta, Magnoliopsida, Fabales, Fabaceae. Gene Ontology annotation, biological process: mRNA export from nucleus.